This is a messenger RNA of Ramularia collo-cygni, 1113 nucleotides long. RefSeq lists its product as uncharacterized. Gene Ontology annotation, molecular function: calcium-dependent phospholipid binding; calcium ion binding. Bases 1 to 1113 code for a protein of 370 amino acids. The record is from RefSeq and is a predicted model, not a curated record. The transcript is spliced from 3 exons. Lineage: Eukaryota; Fungi; Ascomycota; Dothideomycetes; Mycosphaerellales; Mycosphaerellaceae. Gene Ontology annotation, cellular component: cytoplasm.
AUGCCUUUGGCUUUGAGACUUGAUGAUGACUCGGAUCUGGACGAUCUUACACCACUGAAUGCGCCCGCUCCGAAAAAGUCAGCCAAAGGCGUCGAACGCCACGGAAGCAAGGGACAUGGCACCCGCGAGAAGAAGCGUGCAGUAGUCUAUGACGCAGAAGACGAUGCGAAGACGAUCGCUAAGGCGCUCAAUCAUCAUAGCAUCGAUGCUGCUGCAAUAUGCGAUAUCCUUCCUCACCUUUCCCACGAUCAGAUCUUGGACGUCCGCAAAGAGUACAAGAAACAAGUCAAGGUGCAAGGCAAGGGUGUCAAUCUCUCCAAACAUUUCAAGACGAAGAUCACUGGAAACUUUGGCAAAGCAGUGUACGUGACUGCGCUUGGUAGAUGGGAGAGCGAGGGCUACUGGGCAAACUUCUGGUAUCAGUCGCAUGGMAGUCGAAGAGAGCUCUUGAUCGAAAGCUUGAUGGGAAGAUCCAAUAGCGAGAUUCGCAUGAUCAAGGAUGACUUCAAGGAUAAGAGAUACGGAGACUCUUUGACCAGAUGUAUGGAGAAGGAGUUGAAGAUGGACAAGUUCCGGAGUGCCGUCUUGAUGGUUCUGGAAGAGAGAAGGCAGGAGGAACAGGACGUUUAUCCUGUGGAGUAUGUGCACAGAGACGUGGAUCUUCUGUAUCGUUCGGUUCAUGCAGAGAGGGGUGGUGAGAGCGGUAUGUUGGAGAUCAUCGUGAGGCGAAGCGAUGCGCAUCUGAGGGACGUGCUAAGGACGUACGAGAGAAUGUAUGGCGAGAACUUUGCAAGGGUGGCGUUGAAGAAGAGUAACAACCUAGUGGGAGAAGUCAUUGCGCAUAUCUUGAAUGGGGUGAUCAACAAACCAGCAAGGGACGCCCUGUUACUGCAGCACGCCAUCAAAGACAUCGCGGAGAAGAACAAGGACGAUGAGCUGCGCUAUGAACUGCUCAUCUCUCGUUUGGUACGCUUACAUUGGGACAAGCUGCAUUUGAUGCGGGUCAAGAAAGAGUACUAUGAGAAGUACCGGGUUGUGAUGGAAGAUGCGAUCGAAGACGCGACAAAGGGCGACUUUAGGGAAUUCAUGUGUGAGCUUUGCGAGGUGAAGUGA